UCCUUUCUCAGGAGGCAAUCAGUCGAGAAACGCACACAAAUUCUUGACAAAAGCCCAAUUACCAAAUCACACUUUUCUCUCUUGCUCUCAAAAAAACCCCAAUUCUCUGAUAAAAUUUUCAUAUUUUCACUAAAAAAUGGCCAACCCAAGAUUAAAAAACUUGUCUUUUCUAACGCCCACAAGCCUAGUGUUUCUAAUCCUGAUGGUCGCCCAAGCAAAUGCCUUAGUUCCCUACACAAGAUCUUUAUGGGACAUGAUGAUCCCAGCAGAAGACCCUUUCAGGAUUCUUGAACAAACCCCAUUAACAAUCCCAAAGGGAGCUGAAGCUCUUGCACUAGCGAGAGCAGACUGGAAAGAAACAGAAAAAUCACAUAUUAUAACUCUGGACAUUCCAGGAAUCAAGAGAGAUGAUAUUAAAAUAGAAGUGGAAGAGAACAGGGUCUUGAGGAUUAGUGGAGAGAGGAAACUAGAAGAGGAGGUUCAAGGAGAGAAAUGGCAUAGAGCUGAAAGAACAAGUGGUAAGUUUUGGAGGCAGUUUAGAUUGCCUCAUAAUGCAGAUCUUGAUCAUAUUAAAGCACAUCUUGAAAAUGGGGUUUUGAAGAUCAUUGUGCCUAAAUUUGCUGAGGAACAGAAAAGACAGCCUAAGGUUAUCAACAUUGUUGAACAGGAAACUUCUGGUCAAGAUAUCAAGGCUACCAAAGCUCAGAUGUGAAAGUUUUUUUGCUUGUAACUAAGAAUUAGUCUGUUAUAUGAGUUCAUUAUAAAAUAAUAAUUGAAAUGUUUUAUUUGCUAUGGAAUGAGAAGGAAAAAAAAAAAAAAUGAUUAUGGUGUUCUUGUUUAGAGUGUGAAGUUGUUCAAGUUUCUGUUAUGUGAUUUCAAUAAAAUUAGAAAAUUACGUUGCGUGUAUCUUA
This is a messenger RNA of Jatropha curcas, 911 nucleotides long. Its product is annotated as 16.9 kDa class I heat shock protein 1. The record is from RefSeq and is a predicted model, not a curated record. Lineage: Eukaryota; Viridiplantae; Streptophyta; Magnoliopsida; Malpighiales; Euphorbiaceae.